Trichomonas vaginalis G3 is the source of this 333-nucleotide messenger RNA. RefSeq lists its product as uncharacterized. The record is from RefSeq and is a predicted model, not a curated record. Lineage: Eukaryota; Parabasalia; Trichomonadida; Trichomonadidae. The transcript has a single exon.
UUGUACUUUUUUCGAACCGGUUCCGAUCCACAUACACCAACCACCACCAACAACCAACAACACCCUCCAAGUUCUCCACAGCCCCAAAAACCCGACACCACCACCGACCACACCUCCUCAUUUCUUCCGCUAAAUGCGGCGCAACUAGUUUACACCCACGCUCACCCAAACGCAAAAACACCCCACCAAACACCAUCAUACUUAGUCUUUGUACAAACCCGCCAACACCUCCGCAAACCCAACGUCGACAAACACCCACACAAACAAGCCCACAGCCCACCACCACCAACACCACCAACAUCCCGCCACAACCACACUACCCCACCCGCUUAA